CUCUCGUACCAUUCAUUCAUUCAUUAUAGUUGAGACUUGAGAGACUCUCGCAUGCAUCUUUCUUUCUCUCUUAAUCUCCACUAUUUGUCAAUAUCUGAGGAUUCUGAGCUUUAAAAAAACGAUCAGUGUCCAAUCUCUUAUCGUCUUCAAAAGCUUCUAAUUAUUUCAUUCUCAGUUUUCUCUCUUAAAUCUCAUAGACAAUCUUCUUUUGCAUCUCUCCCCCUCUGUGCAAUGAAGAAAAUUGUAUUAAAGUUGGAUCUGCAUGAUGAUAAGGCAAAACAUAAGGCCCUUAAAACAGUUUCUACUCUCCCAGGAAUCGAUUCGAUUACAAUGGAUAUGAAGGAGAAGAAACUAACUGUGAUCGGAAGCGUGGAUCCGGUAAAUGUAGUAAGUAAGCUAAGAAAGUAUUGGCCGAUGACAGAUAUCUUACUAGUUGGACCUGCAAAAGAGCCGGAAAAGGAGAAGAAGGAAGAGCCAAAGAAGGAAGGUGGUGGCGAGCCGCCGAAGAAAGAAGGGGAAGCUCCAAAGGAAGAAGGGAAAAAGGAAGGAGAAGCGCCAAAGAAGGAAGAGGAGAAGAAAGAAGGCGGCGAUAAGAAGGAAGGAGAGAAGAAAGAUCAACCACAACCACAACCGCAGCCUCAGCCUCAGCCUCAGCCUCAGCCUCAGCCUCAGCCACAGCCACAACCUCCACCACCGGAUCAUGUGUUGGAGCUUGUAAAGGCGUACAAAGCAUACAAUCCUCAUCUAACAACGUAUUACUACGCCCCAAGCAUGGAAGAGAACCCUAACGCUUGCGUUAUAUGUUGAAAAAAACAUGUAUGAUAAUAUAAGUGUAAAAUUGCGAAAGAGAUGGACAGAUCUAUAAUGAGGAAGAAGAAUAAGAACCAGAGCAGCAUAUAUCUUAGUCGUCUAAGAUAUAUCAUUCGGAUUGGAUCGGAUAUGUUUAUUUUUCCUGAUAAUGAGGGGAAAGUUUAUUUCCUUAAACCGAUUUCGAUGAUAUGUUUUGUGUCUAUCGUCAUCCAGAUAAUACUAGGAUUUCUAUUUGUUUGUUUGAAAGUUGAAGGGAGCUUUUUGUACAUUGGAUGGUGUAAACUAUAUAUGCGUUAGUAAUUUUAUUCUUCCUAUAACU
Messenger RNA from Raphanus sativus (radish), 1129 nucleotides. RefSeq names its product heavy metal-associated isoprenylated plant protein 39. The coding region runs from base 232 to 807 and encodes 191 amino acids. Gene Ontology annotation, molecular function: metal ion binding. The transcript is spliced from 3 exons. The record is from RefSeq and is a predicted model, not a curated record. NCBI's taxonomy places the organism in Eukaryota, Viridiplantae, Streptophyta, Magnoliopsida, Brassicales, Brassicaceae.